Messenger RNA from Solea solea (common sole), 4474 nucleotides. RefSeq names its product FMR1 autosomal homolog 2 (gene fxr2). The transcript is spliced from 18 exons. Gene Ontology annotation, molecular function: translation regulator activity; mRNA 3'-UTR binding; protein homodimerization activity. The record is from RefSeq and is a predicted model, not a curated record. Gene Ontology annotation, biological process: DNA damage response; anterograde axonal transport; regulation of dendrite morphogenesis. Lineage: Eukaryota; Metazoa; Chordata; Actinopteri; Pleuronectiformes; Soleidae. The coding region runs from base 686 to 2755 and encodes 689 amino acids. Gene Ontology annotation, cellular component: nucleus; neuronal cell body; dendritic spine neck.
GAUUCACUCAAUCGGCGUGUGUUGGAGGGGACGGGUAGUUGGAGUACGGAGUCGCCGGGCGGUAGUGCAUCGUAAACGCGUUUUUUGGAGAAAGAAACACCGCUGUACCUUGCACCGCAGACUGAAGUGAAACAACCCCCGGUGACGACUUGGAAUUGUGAAAUUACUCAACGCGACGACUGCGCCACUGAUAAGCCAUCAAACGCAGCCAGGCUAUCAAAUGCUAUUCAGCUAACAUCCCUAAAAACUGACGGGAUCAAGGUGUUGAUAGCUAGCCUCCCAGCUAAUUACCCAUCAGCUAGCAUCCUCCUGCCGUAGCAUCAUUAGCUCCCCUCUAGUCCUCUCGCACGUCGAGACUUGACCACAGCUCGUGGCGGUGAGAGCAUCACAUCUCACAUUCAGACAAGAACAGACAACGGAGUUUUUUUUUUUUCCUUUAACGAGUGACUGGCUGCUACCGCCGCUACUGGAGAGAGCGUCUGCGUUGCAUUACUGUUGACACCAUCAUAUCCAUCUCCCCAACCCCUUCACCUCUGUCCCUCUCCCUCCACCCGAAACACUGGAAAUCCACAAGCGGCCGGAGAGCGGCGACGGGCCGGCGAAGCUGGGGGUGGUAACGUUACCGGACUCGCAAGGAGUCGUGGCGGCUUCAGACAAGCUCAGCCGGGGGGAUCUACCGACAAGUAUGGACGGACUGGCCGUUGAAGUUCGCGGCUCUAACGGGGCCUUCUACAAGGGUUACAUCAAAGAUGUCCACGAAGACUCGCUCACAAUUGUAUUUGAAAAUAACUGGCAGCCAGAGAGACAGUUGCCCUUCAGUGACGUGCGGUUGCCUCCUCCAGCUGACUACCUCAAGGAAAUUGGGGAAGGAGAGGAGGUGGAGGUUUACUCCCGGGCAAAUGAACAGGAGCCAUGUGGCUGGUGGCUGGCACGAGUCAGAAUGAUGAAGGGGGAGCAGAAGAAUGACCAGGACAAAAAAACAGCAAAUGGAGCAGCAAUGUUCUACGUGAUUGAAUAUGCAGCAUGCGACGCCACAUACAAUGAGAUUGUCACAUCGGAGCGCAUCAGGCCCGUCAACCCCAACAGCCCUUCAUCUCGGAACUCCUUUCACAAAGUCCCCAUCCCUGUCCCAGAAGACCUGAGAGACAUCUGUGCAAAUGACAACAUUCACAAAGACUUCAGGAAAGCUAUCGGAGCCAACUGCAUCUUCUUCAGUGCCCAAACACACGAACUUAUUGUGCUGUCUACAAACGAAACCACAGUCAAGCGUGCAAGUCUUCUGAGCGACAUGCAUUUUCGCAGCAUCCGUACCAAACUCAUGCUCAUGUCCCGCAAUGAAGAAGCCACCAAACAUCUGGAGACAAGUAAGCAGUUAGCAUCGGCAUACCAGGAGGAGGUAAAGGUCAGGGAGGACUUGAUGGGUCUCGCUAUUGGUUCUCACGGUGCCAACAUCCAGCAGGCAAGAAAGGUGCACGGUGUCACAGCUAUCGAACUAGAGGAGGAAAGCUGUACGUUCAGAAUCUAUGGAGAGACCCCAGAGGCUGUGAAACAGGCUCGAGAGUAUCUUGAGUUCAGAGAAGACUACUUUCAGGUACCCAGGAACCUUGUAGGCAAAGUCAUCGGCAAGAGCGGCAAAGUCAUCCAGGAGAUCGUGGACAAGUCAGGCGUGGUCCGUGUCAGAAUUGAAGGAGACAACGACAAAAAGCUUCCCCGGGAGGAGGUAGGCAGGCAGGGGGCUGGCAGGGACGACACUGCCAACAGCAAAGAGGGCAUGGUUCCAUUUGUGUUUGUGGGAACCAAAGAGAACAUCAGCAACGCUCAGGCUCUGUUGGAAUACCACGUUUCUUACCUCCAGGAAGUGGAGCAGCUGCGUCUGGAACGCCUCCAGAUUGAUGAGCAGCUCCGUCAGAUCGGGGUGGGGUACCGCGCUGCUCCCAAUCGGACCGGGGGCCCAGGUGGUGAACGGGAGAAGGGCUACUUGACAGAUGAGAGCAGCAACUCACUCCACGCCUCUCGUACCUAUGGGGGCCGUGGCAGAGGACGCAGGGCUUCCAACAGCCAGUACUCUGGAUAUGGCACAAACUCUGAACUGUCUAAUGCCUCUGAGUCGGAGGAUAUCGAGCGAGACCAGAGGCCCCGUGGCAUAGGCGGAGAUGAGAGAGGCUCCCGACGGGGCGGCCGAGGCAGAGGCUCCAAUUCCGGACGUGGCCGCGGAGGGCCAGCGUCCAAGCCUUCCAACUCCAUCAGCUCAGUGCUGAGGGACCCAGACAGUAACCCAUACUCCCUGCUGGAGGGUGAGGGAGAGCUUGCCGAAGGAGAUCUCAAUGAAGGCAUGGGAGGGGACCGCCGCAGGCGCUCCCGCCGUCGCCGCAACGACCAGGAACCCAGUGUAAUGGACGCUGCUGGAGAGUCAGACAGCCAGGCCGGCCCAAGUGAGAACGGACUGGAUGAUGAGGCGAGGCCUCAGCGUCGCAACCGAAGCCGCCGCCGCCGCAACCGCGGCAAUCGCCCAGAGGGAGGCUCAGCCAGCCGUGACAGACAGCCUACAGAUAGUGUAACGGUCGCUGACUACAUAUCUCGUGCCGAGUCCCAGAGCAGACAGAAUUUGCCCCAGAAGGAAAACCACGCUGUCCCUGAACCUAAGGAGAAUGGGACCAGCGCCAAGAAGGAUGAGCGAACACCCUCCAAGCGUUCCCCCAGCAAUGGCGUGACCUCGGCCAGUGAGACUCUGACCUUGGUCAACGGGGUCUCGUAAAGACGUGACCCUGCGCCCGGACGAACCCAAGUCUACAGCAAGACUCCAUGGCAAACUUUGUCCCUGCUUGCAUUAACUUAAACCUUUAAACAGAUGAGUGAAAAAUACCUGACAAAAUACAUGAAUUCAUACUAUGAGAGUGAAAAAGUACAAAAAAACGACAAACGCAUCUACUUAAAAACACGCGUUAACGGUGUAUGCUAUCCUAUCUAUCAGUACGUAGUGCUUAUUUAAAAAACAAAAAACAAAAAAAACUAGCUUGCCAAAAAAGAGCUGGUGGAUAUGACUUGAUUUUUAAAAAUACUGAAACACACGAAACAGGACGAGACUUUUUUUUUUUUGGAACGGUUAUCUUUGUUUGUGUCCUUUUUUUGUUUUUGUUUUGUUAUGUUAAUUUUGUUCAUUGUUUAUCACUGGUUUGGACUUAGCAGUCGCUCUCUCAACCAAAACAGACGAGUCUCUUAACAGUGUUAAAGUUCAGACAGGAGAGAUGCAGGCUGUAGGGAGUGGCGUACGAGCAGACAGUCCAAUUUGUUCGCGCACUGAACCUCACAGGUGGAGACGGAUUGGAAUAUUGAUAGACAUUGUGCCUUGAAUUUGAAAGAAAACAACAAAGAAUUAAAAAAAAAAAAAAAAAAAGCUAGAAUUUUUUCAUUAAGUUUUUUUUUGUUUGUUUCCCAAGUGGAAGAAAAAAAAAAGGUUUUCUUUUUUUGUUUCCAAGGAGAAAACAAACCUGUGAGGGAGGAAACAAGUUUAAAAACAAAAGAGGGUGAGGGAGUGGCUGGCCAACGUGAGGAAAAAGAAGUCUGGUGCCAAACAUGAAAUUCAAGGCGCUCGUCCUCAUUCCGAGUAGAAUGGACAGCGUUGGGGUCAGUGGGUGCGUGUAUGUACGUGCAUUUGUGUGAGUUUCCGUGUGCAGAGGAGAGAUUUGGCAACCACAAACCUAAACUGGAGGGGGCGAGGUAACAAACUGGACAGUUCGCAUAGUGAGGCGUGUCUAAUUAUCAGCAGGCCUGAGAGAGAGCGUCAGGUGAUGCUUCACUUCCUCCUCUCGCCUGUUUUGGGUCUUAAGAGGGUCCAGGGUGGUUCCCGUAACAGCCCAGUAAAACAGGACAGGCUGAAACCAGACGGACGGCAGCCUUAAAAAAAAAAAAAGACAAAAAAAAUGAUUUACACUUAAAGAGAACUAUACCGUGCCUCUUUGUCUGUGUUAGAGGGGGCGGCGGUGCUAGCUUCCAGCCACACGAGUGUCUUGAAAAACCACCGCAGCGCACAGCUUCGGAUGCACACAAGGGCGACCACCUUUCUGGGAGAGAGUGUAGGUAAUCUGGGGGAGGGGGGCGGGGGCCUGGAGACUACGGACUGUGCGAUGGAGAAAGCUUCAAAUGACAAUGAGAGCUACAUGACACACAGGCCCACAUUUACAGGUACAUACACACACACACACACACGAGGCAUGCACACCAGGUGCGUGUGAGCUCAAGUGGUCGCCCACGUGACACAAUGUAGAGGAGGGGAAAAAAGGAAAUGUUAAAACAAGUGAGGUGUCUGUUUUGUACCUGGCAGUUUGGGUUGGCAAAUGGAGUAAGAGAGGGACUGGAAACUCAGUGGCUCUCUGCUCAUGUUGUUACUGUUGUCUUGGUUACCCCUCUCAAGUUUUUUUUGUUGCUAUUUCCACAUCUUAGAAAAAUAUGAAAUAAAAAAUUGAAGUGAAAUCAA